AUGCAUGUGCGAGAGCUGCAGAUGUCAUCAGCAUUGUACCGGUGGCGUGGGUUUCCCUUGUCAAAUCCUCUGUAAUAGUUUCUUCAGACUAAAACAUCAACUAGGACCGCAUUUGGCUUCACAAUGAGUGAGCGCAAGGGAACAGCGAAGUUGGAUUAUCUGAGGAAGAUCGAGAGAGAGAUCCAGGAGCAAUGGGAGAAGCAGAAGACAUUUGAAUGUGAUGCACCCACGACCAUUGGGGAAAGCACCAACAAAAACAAGUACUUUGUGACCUUCCCAUAUCCUUACAUGAAUGGCAGAUUGCAUCUUGGCCACACUUUCAGUAUGUCAAAAUGUGAGUUUGGUGUCGGUUACCAGCGCUUAAGAGGGAAGCAGUGUCUUUUCCCAUUCGGCUUGCACUGCACAGGAAUGCCCAUCAAGGCGUGUGCAGAUAAGCUGAAGAGGGAGAUGGAGGUCUAUGGAAACCCUCCUGUGUUCCCUGAUGAGGAGGAGAAGGAAGAGGAGAAGCCCGACUUCUCGGACGAGAUCAUUAUUAAGGAUAAGACCAAGAGCAAAAAGAGCAAAGCAGCAGCGAAAACCGGUACGGCCAAGUUCCAGUGGGACAUCAUGAGUUCUCUGGGUCUGACUGACUCUGAGAUUGUAAAGUUUGCCAAUGCUGAACACUGGCUGGAGUACUUUCCCCCUCUGGCUAUCAAAGACCUGAAGCAGAUGGGAGUCAAGGUGGACUGGAGGCGCUCCUUCAUCACCACUGACGUGAACCCCUUCUACGACUCCUUUGUCAGGUGGCAGUUCAUCACCCUGAAGGAGAGGAAAAAGAUUGCAUUUGGCAAACGAUAUACAAUCUACUCUCCCAAGGACGGACAGCCCUGCAUGGACCAUGACAGACAAACAGGAGAGGGAGUUGGACCCCAGGAAUACACUCUCAUCAAGAUGAAGGUUGUGGAGCCAUACCCCGCCAAAUUCAAAACAAAAGUAUUUUACAGCAGUGGCCUGAAGGGCAAGAACAUCUUCCUGGUGGCCGCCACCAUGAGGCCGGAGACCAUGUUCGGCCAGACCAACUGCUGGGUGCGGCCCGACAUGAAGUACGUGGCCUUCGAGACGGCCAACGGUGACGUGUUCAUCAGCACGGCCCGCGCCGCCCGCAACAUGUCCUACCAGGGCUUCACCAAGGACAACGGCGUGGUGCCCGUGCUCAUGGAGGUCCUGGGACAGGAUAUUCUGGGCUGUGCCCUCAGUGCCCCACUGACCUCCUAUAAAACCAUCUACGCUCUGCCCAUGCUAACCAUCAAGGAGGACAAGGGUACCGGCGUGGUGACCAGCGUACCAUCUGAUGCUCCCGAUGACAUUGCCGCACUCAGGGACAUCAAGAAGAAACAGGCCCUGAGGGAGAAGUACGGCAUUGAGGACAAGAUGGUGCUGCCUUUUGAGCCGAUCCCCAUCAUUGACAUCCCAGGCUUAGGCAGCCUCUCUGCUCCCCUGGUGUGUGAUGAGCUGAAGAUCCAGAGCCAGAACGACCGGGAGAAGCUGGCCGAGGCCAAGGAGAAGGUCUACCUCAAAGGGUUCUAUGAGGGGAUCAUGCUGGUGGAGGGCUACAAAGGUCAGAAGGUCCAGGACGUGAAGAAGCCUAUCCAGAAGAUGAUGGUGGAAAGGGGCGAGGCUGCGGUUUACAUGGAGCCUGAGAAGCAGAUCAUGUCUCGUUCGGGGGACCAGUGUGUGGUGGCUCUCUGUGAUCAGUGGUAUCUGGACUACGGUGAUGCAGAGUGGAAGGCACAGACCAACCAAGCUCUGAACUCUUUGGAAACGUUCUGCGAAGAGACCCGGAAGAACUUUGAGGCCACGUUGGCUUGGCUUCAAGAGCAUGCCUGCUCACGUACCUACGGCCUCGGAACACGGCUACCAUGGGACCAGCAGUGGCUGAUUGAGUCUCUAUCGGACUCCACCAUCUACAUGGCCUACUACACCGUGGCGCACCUGCUCCAGGGAGGAGUCCUCAACGGGCAGGGAGCUUCCCCGCUGGGCAUUAAGCCAGAGCAGAUGACCCGGGGUGUGUGGGACUUCAUCUUCUUCAAGACGUCGCCCUUCCCUAAGACCUCCAUCCCCAAGGAGCACCUGCAGAAGCUGCGGCGGGAGUUUGAGUACUGGUACCCUGUCGACGUGCGCGUCUCGGGCAAGGACCUGGUGCCCAACCACCUGUCCUACUACCUGUACAACCACGUGGCCAUGUGGCCCAAGGACAGUGGGAAGUGGCCCCAGGCGGUGCGCGCCAACGGACACCUGCUGCUCAACUCUGAGAAGAUGUCCAAGUCCACCGGGAACUUCCUCACUCUCAGCGAAGCCAUCGACAAAUUCUCAGCAGAUGGCAUGCGUCUGGCCCUGGCGGACGCAGGGGACACGGUGGAGGACGCCAACUUUGUGGAGACCAUGGCGGACGCGGGCAUCCUGCGCCUGUACACCUGGGUGGAGUGGGUGAAGGAGAUGAUCGCCAACCAGAGCAGCCUGAGGACGGGCAACCCGGACACCUCCAAUGACCGAGUGUUCUCCAGCGAGAUGAACGCAGGUAUUCUGAAGACGGAGCAGCACUACGACAGGAUGAUGUACAAGGAGGCUCUGAAGAGUGGCUUCUUUGAGUUCCAGGCGGCCAAAGACAAGUACCGCGAGCUGGCCAUCGAGGGCAUGCACCGGGACCUGGUGUUCCGGUUCAUUGAGAUGCAGACCCUGCUCCUGGCCCCCAUCUGCCCACACCUCUGUGAAUACACCUGGAGCCUCCUGGCCAAGGGCGGCUCCCUGAUGAAGGCGUCCUGGCCUGCGGCGGGUCCAGUGGACGAGGUCCUGAUCCGCUCCUCUCAGUACCUGAUGGAGACCGCCCACGACCUCCGACUACGCUUCAAAGCCUACAUGCAGCCCCCCAAGAGCAAGAAGGGAGACUCCCGGCCUCCAGGCAGGCCGUCUCACUGUACCAUCUAUGUGGCCAAGAGCUACCCGCCAUGGCAGCACUGUGCCCUGUCCCUGCUGGGGAGGCACUACAAGGAAAACAAGGGGGUCCUCCCUGACAACAAGGUGAUCUCCGUCGAGCUCGGGGCAAUGCCGGAGGUGAAGAAGUACAUGAAGAGAGUCAUGCCCUUCGUGGUCAUGAUCAAGGAGAACCUGGAGAAGAUGGGCCCCCGGGUGCUGGACCUGGAGCUGGAGUUUGAUGAGCGCAACGUGCUGACGGAGAACCUGGUCUACCUCACCAACUCCCUGGAGUUGGACAAGAUUGACGUUGUCUUUGCAUCAGAGGGGGACGACAAAGUCAAGGAGGACUGUUGCCCAGGGAAACCCUUCAGCAUUUUCCGAACAGAGCCCGGUGUGUCCGUGUCCAUGGUGAACCCCCAGCCGUCCAACGGGCUGUUCUCCACCAGCCUGGACAUCAGACAGGGAGACACCAGGGACAGCGUGGUCCGGCGGCUCGCCAAGAUCAACAAACUCAUCAAAGAUCUGUCCCGGGUGAAGCUGAUGCGCUACGAGGACCCCCUGCUGGGGCCCCGGCGGGUCCCCAUCCUGGGCCGCGAGGAGCAGGGCAAGCUGGCCCUCUCCGACAAGUCCACCUUCAGCGUGGACCUGGGGGAGGGACGGGUCACUGUGGCCGACAACGGCCUCUCUGUGGACAUAGGGGACACUCUGGUGUACCUGGUUCAGUAGAGACACACACACACACACACACACACACACACACACACACACACACACACACACACCCCUACCCCUAC
This is a messenger RNA of Gadus chalcogrammus (walleye pollock), 3746 nucleotides long. It is a transcript of the gene lars1b, whose product is annotated as leucyl-tRNA synthetase 1b. The record is from RefSeq and is a predicted model, not a curated record. Gene Ontology annotation, biological process: leucyl-tRNA aminoacylation. Lineage: Eukaryota; Metazoa; Chordata; Actinopteri; Gadiformes; Gadidae. Gene Ontology annotation, molecular function: leucine-tRNA ligase activity; ATP binding; aminoacyl-tRNA deacylase activity. Bases 124 to 3678 code for a protein of 1184 amino acids. The transcript has 32 exons.